AUGUCACGGAAUGGACUGAGCAAUUGGUCCCUCCCUAUCGGACUGUCUGCUGCUGGCGUCAUCAAGACUGCUGUAGGAUACGGAGGCUUUUCAGGUCGAGAUGCGCCUCCCAUGUUUGGAGACUUUGAGGCUCAACGUCAUUGGAUGGAGAUCACUCUCCACAGACCAAUGAAGGAAUGGUACACUUAUGCUCCAGACUGGUGGCUAUUAGAUUAUCCACCACUGACGGCUUACGCAAGUUGGCUCUGCGGUAAGAUUGGAUCCGCUCUCAAUCCCGUAAACUUCGCCCUCGAUACGUCAUACGGGCUGUCACCGCCCGACUUGAUCACAUUCAUGCGAUUUUCCGUCCUGUCUUUCGAAGCUUGUAUUUGGUGGUCCGCUGUAAUGGCAUGGAUGCUGUUACAGGGUAAGAAAGAAGGCAGAAGCUGGCGCAGUCAGAUGACUGGGAUCAUGACCAUUCUGUUGCAGCCAUCUCUAACUCUCAUCGACAAUGGUCACUUCCAAUACAACUCCGUCUUACUCGGCUUUUCACUGUGGACAUUAGUCUUUCUGACCCACGAUCAAGAUCUCCUUGCUUGUGUGGCAUUCUCCUGUGCUCUGUGCUUUAAGCAAAUGGGCUUAUACUACGCUCCGGCCAUCGGUUGCUACCUCAUUGGCAAGUGUAUUUGGCUAGGCGGAUCUGCCGGACUCCUGCUCCUUGUCAAGCUCGGCAUAGUCACGGUUGCCACUUUCGGUCUUCUCUUUGCUCCUUGGCUCAGACCCUUCCCAGAGGCGAUAUUGCAAGUCUUGCACCGGAUGUUUCCUUUCGCUCGAGGUAUCUUUGAAGACAAGGUUGCGAACUUCUGGUGCGCUUCCAACGUUGUGAUCAAAUGGCGUCGAUGGUUUGGCAUCAAUGGCAUGGCGAAGCUCGCGACUGUGGCCACUCUGGCUUCUCUCAUACCAUUGGUGUUGAUUCUGCUCUACACGUCUUUCAACACCGAACCGGAAAGCCGAAGCAGCAGCGUGGCAUCGAGGACCGUUCCAGUGCUCGAGACACCUAGGCAAUCUGGCCCGCCUCCCUCUAUCCGACUUCUGCCCAUGGCUCUUUUCUCUGGCUCUCUGGCCUUCUUUCUAUUCUCCUUCCAGGUUCACGAAAAGAGCAUACUGCUGCCUUUGAUGCCACUAACUGUGCUAAUGGCUUUCCGCGGCGGGAAGGAGGCUUCAGCAUCCGAAGAUGAGACAUGGGAGGUCGGGGUGCUUCUCAACAACGUAGCUGUAUUCAGUAUGUGGCCGCUUCUGAAGCGAGACGGCCAAGCGUUACAAUAUGUCUUUGUCACUUUACUCUGGAAUUACGUGAUUGGCUAUUCCCCUACCGGAACGCAGCCUACCUUCCUGAGACUGUCGACCUAUCUCAUCUACCUCUGUAUUGCCGUGCUGCAUCUGCCCGAUUUGUUUCCCACUGCGGUUCUGGCUCCAGGCAGAUUCCCGGACCUCUUCAUAGUCCUCAACGUCCUGUUGUCCUUCGGCGUUUUCGGGCUGGCCUGGCUGUGGAGUCUGAAAAGGAUGUUUGAGAUCGCUUGGGCUAUCGCGGGCUCAAGCAUAGACCCACGCGACCACCAUCGCUCCACCAGAAGAGCAAAAGUAGAUUAG
This is a messenger RNA of Kockovaella imperatae, 1629 nucleotides long. RefSeq names its product glucosyltransferase. The transcript is spliced from 10 exons. Gene Ontology annotation, molecular function: dolichyl pyrophosphate Man9GlcNAc2 alpha-1,3-glucosyltransferase activity. The coding region runs from base 1 to 1629 and encodes 542 amino acids. Gene Ontology annotation, biological process: protein N-linked glycosylation. The record is from RefSeq and is a predicted model, not a curated record. Lineage: Eukaryota; Fungi; Basidiomycota; Tremellomycetes; Tremellales; Cuniculitremaceae. Gene Ontology annotation, cellular component: endoplasmic reticulum membrane.